Molecule: messenger RNA, 1437 nt
Organism: Manihot esculenta (cassava)
Lineage: Eukaryota; Viridiplantae; Streptophyta; Magnoliopsida; Malpighiales; Euphorbiaceae
Product: probable aspartyl protease At4g16563
Exons: 1
Coding region: 4-1437 (477 amino acids)
Biological process (GO): proteolysis
Cellular component (GO): extracellular region
Molecular function (GO): aspartic-type endopeptidase activity
Source: RefSeq, a predicted model, not a curated record
GCAAUGGCUGGCAAAAUCCUCACAUUUUUCUUUUUCGUCCUUUUCAAUAUGUGGCUUUGCAGCUCUUAUCAGUCUUUGGCAAAAGAACGAGAACCAAACGAUGUCCUGAUUCUUGGUCUCAUCCAUUCUAGGGCUUCUCUUCCCAUCCCAAAUGCUUCCUCCAGCUCAAGAAAAAGACAAGCACAUGCUUUAGACAUGGAAGUCCCAUUGAGGGGAAUAGGAAAUGGGUAUUUAUUAUCUCUAAACAUAGGUAACCCUCCACAGUCCAUUCAAGUUUAUAUGGAUACAGGAAGUGACCUUAACUGGGUUCCUUGUGGAUCUUUUCUUUGCAUGGAUUGUGAUGAAUAUGGAAGUAUUAAGGGUACUUUUUCUCCUUAUCAAUCUUCUUCUUCUUAUAGGGAUUCUUGUGCUAGUCCCUAUUGCACUGAUGUUCAUAGUUCUGAUAACUAUUUUGACCCAUGCACUGUGGCUGGUUGUCCGCUUGCUACCCUUAUUGGAUCCAACUGUUCUAUGCCAUGUCCUUCGUUUGCUUACACCUAUGGAGGAGGGCUUGUCACUGGGACACUAACAAAGGAUGAACUUAGGGUUUAUGGACGUGGGUCUGGUGGUGCUAGUGUUACUAGCAACAUUCAAAAUUUCUGUUUUGGAUGUGUAGGAUCUGCAUAUCGUGAGCCAAUUGGGAUUGCAGGGUUUGGUAGAGGUUCACUUUCUUUGCCUUCACAGCUGGGUUUCCUUCAAAAGGGCUUCUCUCACUGUUUCCUGGCCUUCAGAUACGCAAAGAACCCUAAUGUUUCCAGCCCAUUAGUUAUAGGAGACAUGGCCCUAUCUUCUAAAGAUAAAAUGCAAUUCACCCCGACGUUGAAGAGUCUCAUCUACCCUAAUUAUUACUACAUUGGCUUACAAGCUAUAACAGUAGGUAAUUCUAGUGCGCUGCAAGUGCCUUCAAGCUUGAGAGAGUUUGAUUCUCAUGGCAAUGGAGGUAUGUUAAUCGACUCAGGAACCACUUAUACUCACUUGCCUGAACCUUUGUAUUCUCAGCUUCUCUCAGUUGUUGAGUCAAUGGUAAAUUAUCCUAGAGCCACAGUAAAAACAAGAGCUUCGUUUGACCUUUGUUACAAGGUUCCAUGUCCGAACAAUACGUGUAUGUCAGAUGAUGAUAAUCUUCCUUCAAUCACUUUCCUUUUCCUGAACAAUGCGAGUCUUACUUUGCCCAGAGGGACUCGCUUCUAUGCUGUGAGUCCUCCGAUCAACUCCACGGUGGUGAAAUGUUUGUUGUUCCAACGCCUGGAUGUUGGAGAUUUUGGACCAGCUGGGAUUUUUGGUAGCUUCCAACAACAAAAUGUGGAGGUUGUUUAUGAUUUAGAGAACGAGAGAAUUGGGUUUCAGCCAACGGACUGUGCUUCAGUUGCAAUUUCUCAAGAACUUCAUAACAAGUAG